Molecule: messenger RNA, 6496 nt
Organism: Lymnaea stagnalis (great pond snail)
Lineage: Eukaryota; Metazoa; Mollusca; Gastropoda; Lymnaeidae
Source: the annotation of a GenBank genome assembly
AUGGAAGAAGAUGAUGUUGCCAAUAUUUCCAUUGGCAUACCAUCAGACGGCUAUAUAGAGGACAAUAUUUCUGGAUUUGAUAAGAAGACUGGAAAUCUCUGGAUUUAUCCCACAAAUUACCCAAUCAGAGACUACCAAUACAAUAUAGUGCAACAGGUUAAAAAAAAAAUGGAUUUUUUCCUUCUGAAUUGAUGAUGAUGAAAUUAACAUAUACUUUUUGUAAUUUGGUCUUGAAGGGAAUUAGAAUUGAUUUACAUGUUCAUGAUUAUAAGUUUCUCUCAAGUCUGAAAAUACAAUGAUGAAAAAUUGGACAUUACUGUACAAAUUAUAAUUCAAUGCUGAAAAUGUAUAAAAUGCAUGUUUAUCAAAAUUCUAUAAAAUUUUCAUCAUUUUUAUCAACUGCAGAGCCUCUUCAAAAAUACCCUUGUGGUACUGCCCACAGGCCUAGGAAAGACUUUCAUAGCAGCUGUAGUGAUGUACAAUCUUUAUCGUUGGUUCCCUCAAGGCAAGAUUGUUUUCAUGGCACCAACAAAGCCUCUUGUAGCUCAGCAGAUCAAUGCCUGUUACAACAUAAUGGGUAUUCCCAAAGAAGAUACCGUUGAAAUGACAGGUGAGUCGUAACUCAACUGUCAAUUAUGUAAUGCAAAGUAUAAAUACUAAGAUACAUAAGAUAUUAAAACUAUUGAAAUCAUUUUCAUGAAAUGUUAGAAAGGCUAGAAAAUAAAUAUCAGCCUUAGAAGAUAAAUAGUUAUUUAAAAACAAAUAAAUUAUUAAAAGAAAUUUAACAAAUCUGCAAGUGUUGGAAGCAAUAUGAAGCCUAUUUACAAACCUGACAAUAAUUUUAAAUUUAUUUUGAUGUGAGCACCUGAUCUCGCUUAUAUACAUUACUUAGGCACAAUGCCCCCAACUGUCAGACAAAAAGCGUGGAGGGAGAAAAGAGUUGUAUUCCUGACCCCUCAAGUGAUCACCAACGAUUUAAGCAGAGGCUCAUGCACAGCUGAGAGCAUAAAGUGUCUUGUGGUUGACGAAGCCCACAAGGCAGUUGGAAACCAUUCAUAUUGUCAGGUAGUUUAAUAGUAGAGCAUAUUAACUUCACAUUGCUUAUUAAGAAAUAUUUUUCAGCAAUUGUGAUGUACCCUAUUUAUAAACAAUACCAUUUUAGUUUAUUUAUAUAUUGUUCAGAAAAGCAUGAUAAAUAAUUAUUCUAAUGCAGAGAGGUAAAAAAAUUAAGUUUAAAAAUGUUACAAGUUUUAAGAACAUUUAUUUAUUAAUUUGCAAUAAAUUAAAUGGAAACAUUUUUGUUGUUGAUAUUCCUACUUUAAUUGAUGUAACAUAUUGUAAAGGUUAUUAGGGAGCUUGUCAAGUUUGCCAGACAAUUCCGGGUCUUGGCCCUCAGCGCUACUCCAGGAGGUGACCUCAAAGUAAGCACAUCCAUUUUUUACACGGACCAGUACAUCUAUUUGACACCACAGUUAUUAGAAGGAAAUGUUGAUAUAUAAAAGCCCAGCAAAGCUACAAUGCAUCUUUGUAUUGUAUUCUUCACAAUGUUUAUGAGCUGCACAUUGUUGAGUUUUGUUAAUUUAAUUUUACAGCCAUGGUAAAUGUUAAACAAUUCAUCACUUUCAAAUUUGUGCAUUGAAUUUCUUAAAUAUUAAUUUUUAAUUUUUUCUCAUGACAGGCAGUACAGCAGGUUAUUAACAAUUUACUGAUUAGUCACAUUGAACUAAGAACAGAAGAGUCCAUUGACAUACGAUCUUAUACUCAUGUGAGGAAAGUUGAUAAGAUUGUUGUACCGCUGGGGGAGGAGUUGACAGGUGUGAGACUGCAGUACAUACAGGUGCAUUUUCUUUCUCUUAAACAAAGAUUAUAAAGGAAUGAUACCUUUUUUAUAAAAUUGAAGGUCUUUCAAAAGCAUCUAGCGCUUUUUCUAUUGAUAACAUUGUUUUUUCUAUUGAUAAAAUUAUUUGUUCCAUUAUUUUUAAAACACAAUGAACCCACUGCUCAUGAAAGUCUUAAAUGCUUUUAAAACUUCUUUAUGUUAAAAAAUUUCAUCAAUUUAAAAAGAUAAAUUAAUAUAGCAUACAAAGAAAAAUAAUUUUUAAGUGGGUGUGAAAUUGCCUUUCUUAUUCUUUCACUAAUGUAACCAGAUAAUGACAUGUGUGGUGCAGCGUCUAAUACGUAAUAAAGUUGUGUAUAACAGAGACGCUACCAAACUCUCAAAGUUUCUCCUCCUUAAAUCCAGAGAAGAAUUCAGACAGAAUCCUCCACAAAACCUGCAGGUAGCAAACAGACAACUUGUUAAUUAAUGUGUUGAAAUACAAUGCAUUUUUCAAAUUUCAAUGAGUUUAUUUUCAAGCUAGCCAUAGAAUUUUAACUAUAACACUGAUCUUGAUUAAUCUUUUCUGUUACUAAAAUUUAAAUGGAGUUCAAAGUUUUAAUGAAGUCUUUUCAAACUUUAGACUGUGAUUAUAUUAUGAAAACUUUAAGAAUGGCCUGAUUGUUUAAAGCCACAAUAUAAAUUUUGUUUUAAUUAAUUGCCUCUCUAUAAUUUUACUAUCUCACAAUUACAUUGAAAAAUACAAUUGCAGCAAGCCCAGUUCGGCAAUAUUGAGGCAGACUUUGCCUUAGCCAUCAGCCUGUACCAUGGCUUCGAACUCCUACAACUUCACGGUCUGAAGUCACUCUACAAUUAUCUCAUGGGGAUCAUCUCAGGUGACAAGGGUUAUGGAAGAACACGCUCUGAGCUGUUGAGAAACGCAGACUUCAAUGACAUCAUGGAAAACUUGAGACAGAAGUUUUCUGCUUCAGGGCUUCAAGGGUGAGUCACAUUAAAGUAGAGGUUGGUUGAACUUUUUCAUUAAACAUUUGUAACUUAUUAAGUAUUUCACUUGAUUUUAAUAGGAGAACUUGGCUGUAAUUUAAGAGUUUUGUCUAAAGAUUUGUAACUUAUCAAGUAUAUCACUUGGUUUUAUUAGGAGAACUUGGCUCUAAUUUGACAACCUAAAAGUUUGUGAUUUUAUAAUGAAUAUUUGGCCUUUCCAGGUGUGCUGCAUCUGUGGAUUGUAAACUUGCUGUUGGUCACCCAAAAAUGCAACGACUGGAAGAAAUUGUAGUUGAGCAUUUCAGCUCUUUUGAAAAAAGUCAGUACUUUUAUUUGUUUUCAAUUUUUCUCUUCAUCUAACUAUUCAUUUAGUUCAACAAUUGUAAGCGUUUUCUGCACUUUUGAAACACGACCUUUAGAAUCAUCCUGAAGAAACAAAAUCUAACUUUUGGAUCGAGAUUUUCAAAGCCAGGAGUUAACAAUGUUUGAUAAAGAAAUGAACAGAAUCAAAUUAGGAAAUCCAAUUAGGAUUCUGAUGUAAGUUUUAUGAAUCUGCCAAAAAGCUCCCACUUCGCAAUUCAGAUUUGUAUAACAUCCAACACAUUAACAUCAAAAUACUUAAUUAUCUUUGUAACAACUAAUAGGACUAACGCUACCAGAUGUUCAAUAGUGCGCAAAAUAAGAUUUCUGAUAACUGUGCUAAAUGAGGUUCUUAAAAAUGCAGCACAUGCAUUUGUUGCGUAGUAUUUUCUUUUCUUUUACGGAAAUAGUGUAAUAAAUCUGUGGUUUUAAAUGGUUGGGACAUUAUAUUAUUAACAUAGUUCAAGGAUGGCCUAAGGGGGGGUGGGGGAGCGCUAAUUUGGAAAAUCUGCUAAAGUGCAUUACUUGAAUGCAUUUUGUUAUGAAUUGGAUUUGUGGGCGUGAUUAUUUGUGUGUGAAAGUUGUUGAUAGUGAAUUAGUGAGAGGCUUUGUGAGGGGGACUUGUGAUUGGUCGGGUCAUGCAAGGUCAGUUCAUGGAGUUCAGUCCCUGGGAUUAUUAGUGAUAGGCAGUAUGUUGAACUAUGCAACUAUGUUGCAGUGUGAAAAGGUGCAAGCCCCCUUUAAAUGUAGAGAAGAUAGUUGUCUUACGACAGGUGUCGGUGAGUAAGGAUUCUAUAAAGGACUUUUUGUGAACUGGUAGUUGCUGUGAUAGGAUUCUGCAAAUAAGUAACUUAUAGAUACUUUCAUUGGAUGUUGUUGUUGCUAGUGAUAAGAAAAAAGAUCAUAACAUUCAAUGCACUGAACUUCCUUAAGAAAUAAGAUCGUAACACAUGUUUUGUGAAGUAACUUUAGUAGAUGGAAAGUUCACACAUUGAGGCCGCUGUUGUUUGGUGGGCUAUAGCUAGUUUAUUAUAUUCUGUCUUUAUUAAUCAUUUUGCCAUUUUUAAAUUGGUUCAGAGGGUCUGGAAACUAGAGUUAUGAUCUUCAGCCAAUAUCGCGACAGUGUCCAGGAGAUAGCAUCCAUCCUUCAGCAGCAUCAUCCCCUCGUCAAAGUCAUGCCUUUCAUCGGCCAGUCAUCAGCUGGGAAGGCUACUAAAGGCUACACACAGAAAGAACAACUAAUGGUCAGUCAAAAAUUUUCAUGGUAGGGCAAGUUGAAUGAGGUGUCUUAAAAGGCAGCCUGAUAUUGACAUUGAAGAGGAAAAUGAAGUGCUGCAUAGAAUUAGCUAUAAAUUUCACAGCACAUCAGGGUACACAAAAUUAAAUAUAACAUCUAUAAAUUAGCUCUACACUGAAAAUGGCUAUAACUUCAUAAUUUAAAUGUCUAACUUGAAGAUAAAGCUAAAUUUAGAGGUAUGUUUAAAACUACCUCUCCGACCAUGUUUUGCACUUUUCAGUUUUGUUUAUAUAAUUUUGUAUUUGAAUUGAAUAAUAAUUUAUACUCAGCCAUUUUGAAAUAUUUUAUCUUUAACUCUUUUGCUGCGGAAUUUUUUAUCGAAAAAAUUUACAUUUUUUUCGAAGAGCAAAAAAGAGUGAGAAGUUAGGUUUAUUAAAAAAUAUUUAAAAUAUUAUUCUUUGGUUUAUAAGACUAAACUUGGUAUCAAAUGAAAGAUAAUCGAAAGAACUUUAUGGUUUGUAAUCUUUUUUCUUCAGUUUAAAUAAAAUAAGUUACAGAAAAGAUCUAUACAAUGUGAAAUAUUUUGUGCUAAACCAUUUUUUCCCCCAAACCCUAUGAUGUACCCAUAGAUCAUCUUAACUUCUAUAACUCAAAACCUCUAAAACUACUACUAUCGGAAUAAUGCGAUUGGAUCUAAAUAUAAAUCAUCUUCACUAUCAAAAGAAAUAGUAUAAAACAAUUCCAAAGCUUUUUGAGCUGUUAAUCGUCUAGGAAACUUAUUCACCCACUAAGGCCUAGAGUAGCCAUAGCAACAAGAAAAAAAAAAGCGAAGAAAAUCAUUAAAAUAAUUGAAGCAUGACAACAAAUAAACCUCGGUUUCGCUUAUAAACAAUGAAUACCACUAUUCUAUGUAAAAGUCUUAUUUAAAAAUAGCUCUUAAAAAGUUUAACUGAGAAAUAGCAAAGAAACAAACAUGGUAUUGAAACAACGCACAGCCUGUUGGUCAGUGCUUUUGAGAAUGGCGGUCGAACGCAGUGUGUGUUGUUCCGCAUCGAAAGAGUUAAUAAUACAUUUGUUUUAAUGGGAUAAUAGUUUCCUUUGCUUCUAAUUAUCUUGAUAUUGAUUCAAAUUAAUAAAAUGUACAAAUGAGCUUGCUUUCGUUUUUAACUAAUUGCUUUUUUUACCAUUAGGUAAUGAAGAAGUUUAGGGAAGGUGGCUACAACACAUUGGUGUCGACCUGUGUUGGUGAAGAAGGUCUUGACAUUGGUGAUGUUGACCUAAUUAUUUGUUUCGAUGCCCACAAAAGCCCCAUCAGACUGGUGCAGCGUAUGGGGAGGACAGGUCGUAAAAGAGAGGGCAGGAUUGUUAUGUUGGUGACAGAAGGAAAAGAAGAGCAAGUAAGAAGAGUAAUCUUUUAAAGCUACGUUUAUCUUACUCCCUGUUCAAGAAAUGUUGUGGCUCGUUGAGCUCGUAACAAACAAAGCCUCAUGCUUGGCUUUUGGUGGCUUGUUUUAGACAGCUUGACCAUACGUCACCAGACACUGAAAUAUUGUUCUCAUCACAGUGUUUUAAGUCCUGUAAGUUAGCAAUGCCUAAAGGUGUUGUAGAUAAGCUAUUUAUUUUUAAAAUAUUAAAUUGAGUUUAAGACAUUUUUAUAAAGAGCAUUUGGGAGUGGGAUGUGGAGGUAAUAUUAUUGCAACAUAUAUAAUAGCAAAAAAUAUAUUUCGGUACUGAACUUGGGAAGGGUAGGGAAAUUAUGAAAUAGUGUGCAUGCAAUGUAUAGAAGACCCUUUAAUUCAUUUUGUUAUGAAGGUGUUUCAUAAAAAACAAUUAGUAAGGAGACCAUUUUCAUUAAUUACCGGUAUUCAGUUGUAAAUUGUAUAAUUUUAAUUGAUUACCAUCUAAUGACUUUAUAGAUUUACAACCAAAGCCAGUGCUCGAAAAGAAGCAUUCACAAAGCAAUCCUCAAUGGUGCCAGAUCCCUUCAUUUCUACCCCAACAAUCCUCGAAUGGUCCCAUCAUCCAUACACCCCAAAUGCCACAAGAUGUUCAUAACUGUUAGCACAGACUCUAAAAAU